Fusarium coffeatum is the source of this 987-nucleotide messenger RNA. RefSeq lists its product as uncharacterized. The record is from RefSeq and is a predicted model, not a curated record. The coding region runs from base 1 to 987 and encodes 328 amino acids. The transcript has a single exon. Lineage: Eukaryota; Fungi; Ascomycota; Sordariomycetes; Hypocreales; Nectriaceae.
AUGUCUUUCCUCACCAAGACCCUUUUCGCCGCUCUCGUCGCCGCUGCCGGUGUCAGUGCUCACGGCCACGUCGAGUCCAUCUCCGUUGGUGGCACUGACUACGACGGUCUCAACCCCGGUGCCGCUGCCAACGAGAACCCCCGCAAGGAGCUCGUUGCCUGGUUCGCCACCAACACCGACAACGGUUUCGUUGAGCCUUCCGCCUUCGGUGAUGCCGACAUCAUCUGCCACCGCGGUGCCGAGAACGCCGUCAAGUCCGCCAAGGUCAAGGCCGGUGAGAAGAUCACCAUCAAGUGGGACACCUGGCCCGAGUCCCACAAGGGUCCCGUCAUCGACUACCUCGCUUCUUGCGGUGCUGAGGGAUGCGCCAAGGUUGACAAGGAGAGCCUCAAGUUCUUCAAGAUCGCCGAGGCCGGUAUGACCUCCGGUGGCAACUUCGCCUCUGACGACCUCAUUGCCGCUGGCAACUCCUGGGAGGUUACCGUCCCUACCUCCAUCAAGAGCGGUAACUACGUCCUCCGUCACGAGAUCAUCGCUCUCCACGCCGCUGGCCAGGAGAACGGUGCCCAGAACUACCCCCAGUGCUUCAACCUCGAGGUUGAGUCUUCCGGCUCCGACGAGCCCGAGGGUGUUGCUGGCACCAGCCUCUACAAGGCUGACGAUGCCGGUAUCAAGUUCGACCUCUACAGCAACCCCACCAGCUACCCCAUCCCCGGUCCCAAGCUGAUGUCCGGUGGCUCUUCCGGCUCUGCUCCUUCCACCCCCGCUACCCCCAGCACUGGCUCCGGCUCUGACUCUCCCGCUCCCUCCGCCACCCAGGCUCCCGCUGAGUCUGCUGCCCCCGUCGAGUCUGCUCCCGCUGCCGGUAACGACAACAACAACGGUGGUUCCGCUCCCGUCGAGACCUCCCCCGCUGCUCCCCAGCCCACCAAGACUGGCUGCAAGGCCAAGAAGGCCCGCCGUCACGCCCGUGACAUGCUCAACUAA